Bombus pascuorum is the source of this 5111-nucleotide messenger RNA. RefSeq lists its product as uncharacterized. The coding region runs from base 465 to 2975 and encodes 836 amino acids. The record is from RefSeq and is a predicted model, not a curated record. The transcript has 3 exons. Lineage: Eukaryota; Metazoa; Arthropoda; Insecta; Hymenoptera; Apidae. Gene Ontology annotation, molecular function: protein binding.
UUUUAUCUAUCUACUUUUCUCAGGAAAUUUUAUGCUCGGUAAUUAUACACAUAUUUUGUUUGAGGAAGAAUCGCAAUAAUUAAAAAUGAUUAGAAAAAGUAGGUCAACAGAUGAUUUUUUCCUGGUCUUAAACAUAAACGCAGUUUUCACAAAAUAGAUGGCAGUAAAUCUCGAUAGAGGGAUGUCCCGUUUUGUAUAAAGCGGGUAUUAGUUGCAUAUUUUUAAAACCAAAUACUAUCGAUUUUUUUAAAUGAAAAUUGAUCCUAGUGGUAGGAAGUAAUUUUUCCAUUGUAUAAACGAUCGUAUAGCUAAACAAGGUUAAAUAACAUUUUACUAUUUACGUGUAUGCAGGUUAUGUGUCACAUAAUUCGAUGUGUGAUACGAACAGUUUUACAAUAAUUUUUUUAUUUCAUCACGUGGUAUUCCAGAACUCCUCGAAAUUCUGCUGAUAGAGUUACAUUUAAAUGGAUCCUCUGCUUUCGUCAACUUCAAAAAAAUACCGUAAAGAGGCCAGUAUUAAUAUUCCAAUAAUAGAAUGCAAGCGGGAAUUCACCUUGCCACACAAAUUUCCAAGCACGGUCAACUCGUCUAAAUGUAGUUCAAUAUUUAAAGAUCACGAAGCGAGUGCUAUUACUAAUGCAGAACUGCAAAGUAAUCUGAGUGGAAUAAAGAAUAUAAAAACGUUAUCUACUAAUGCUAUACAGAAAUUAAGGAUACAAACACAAGAUGGCAAAGAUCUAGGUGAAGUUAAAGUAAAAAUUUUGAAUCAAAAGAAUUUACCAAGUGUCCCAAAGAUUACUAAGGUCCAGCAAGGUAGAUAUUAUGUAAAAAAUAGUGGUACCACUUCUUCUGUCAUUUCACAAAAUGAUAUUAGUGCAUUAUUAAAACCAUUGGAACCUCAGUUACAUGCAGAAGUACAGAAAUCUACUACAAGAUCACCUUGCUGUACAAAAUCACAUACACAGUUUGUUGUAAAGCCUCUUUCUUCUAGUGAAUUAUUGGCAUCUAUUAAAUGUAAAGUGCCUGUAACUCAAAGCAAGAAAGUAGUUCAAAAGCAUUAUGUUUUGGCUAAAGUGAAUAAAGUGGAUCAAAGUAACAAAUUGUUACUAUUAAAUGAGAAUGGGCACAAUAUUUUUCAAAAUAUUCCAGGUGUUCCAGAAAAAAAUACAGAACCAGGAAAGAAUAAUAUAGUAUUAGUAAAUAAACAAAAGAAUGCAGAGGAAUGUAUUUUCAAAAAUAAUGAGAAAAGUAAAGGAAAUGAAAAUAAUGAUGUUUCAAGAAAAACAGAUAUAUCAAAUAAUAGAAGCUCAAUAAUUCAAUUAGCAAAAUCAAAGUUUCCAGUAGUAAGAUGUGAGAAGUUAAAAAUCUCUCCAACUAGAGUUAAUACCAAUAAAAUCACUGUAUCUUGUGAAAAGGCAAAGAAAAGAAAACAUUCUAAUUUGGAUGGACAGAAUCAUCCUGUGAAAAAGAUUAUUGUAUCAAAUAUUAAUUCUUGUAGUCCAAAUAGUAGUGAAAUUCAAAAAUUUACAAGUGUUUUAAAAAAGCCAGCAAAUUUUAUACCAAAAAUACUUGAUAAUAAUAAGAGUGAUGAUGAUAAGGAUGAUGUUAUGAUUCUAUGUGAAAAAAAUACAAUUAUAGGCGAAUGUUAUAAUAAUACACAAGAGAAAAAUUGUACUUCGGCACUUGUAAAUAACAAAAAUGUUGAUAAGAAAACUCAAGGUAUAUUUACUGAGAUAGGAAAUAAGCCAAAGUUUUGUAAAAAUAAGAGUCAGAAUAAAAUAAGAGCUGAGGAAACUGAAGACAAUGAGGAAAAUGGAAAAUUAUCAGAGUGUUUAAAUGUAAUUAAAGAAGCACUAAUUAGUGUAAAAGAUGAUCAACUUCGAGCUAAAGCUUUGCAUGCCCUUGCGGAAUGUGGAAUAGGUAUAGCAAAGCAAGUCCCAAUUAUUCCACCUGAAAUAUUAAGAACAGUUCAUGAUUCUCAAAUUCAAACUGAUGUAUUUGGACUUCUUGAUAGUGAAAGUUUUGUAUUAGUGAAAGAAAAUAUACCUACCGUAGAAAGAAUAAAGCAAAUAGAACGUUCCACUGUUAAUCUUUCUCCUGUUAUGCAAGAAGUAUACACGCAAACAGAAAGGCAAAUACAGUGCAAAUCUAACUUUAAUAAUAAUAUCAACGACAUAGAUUUGUUCCCCAUGUGUAAACAGGAUACAAUACCUUUACAAAAUACAGUAGACUUUGAUAAUUGCUUUAAUGAACUUUUUAAUAACAAUACUGAUGUGAACAGAGUGAAGGAAGUAUUGUCAACACCUCAUUCCUUAUGUAAAAAGGUUGCUAGGCAAAUAGAAAGAGACUAUGAUGAAAUGCAGCAUUAUGAUGAUAAUGGCAUGUUGAAUAUACAUCGAGCUGUGGUGAAUGACCAAUUACACGAUGUGCAAAGAUUAUUGUUAAUUUUAGAAGCUUCAAAAACUAGUAUUGAUGUAUUAACAGAAGAUGGAAGGACAAGUUUGGAAUUAGCAAUUAUGAAUGAAGCAUCUAAAGACAUAGUGAAAUUGUUAUUAGAAGCUGGAGCGAAACCAAUUUUAUCAGAACUUGUUCAUGACUCUGCAGUACUUUUAGCCUGCAAACAAUCAUCUCCAUUUUUAUCAUACCUUUUGAGUUAUGUAACAGAACCUGAACUACUAAACAGAGAGGAUUCAACAGGAAUGGCUCCACUGCAUUAUUGUGCAUUAAAAGGCAAUUUAGAUGGAAUUAAUGCUUUGGUAGAAAUGGGAGCAGAAAUAAAUCUGAAGGAUCAUCGCUCAGGAAGAACGCCAUUCUUUCAUGCUCUUGAAAAUAAUCAUAUGCCAGUCGCGCAAAAGUUAUUAGAAUGUGGCGCCAUCGCGGAUAUAGUAAACUUUUCUGGGCAAUCUGUUCUAUGUUUAGUAGAUGAAACAAAAAGUCAUUCAUUCAAAGCAUUAAUUAAACAAAUAGUAACUUAAUUCUACCAGAGCCGCAAAUUUAUUUCUAUAGUCAUUAAUGAUAAAACUAAACAUCACAAUGAAAUGUAUUUUAUAAAUUAACUCCGCAAUUUAUGUAGGUACGUAUUUAAAGACUGUUACAGUAGUGUUACCUUAACUGGCCGGAAUUUUGUUUCGUUAAGUGACCAUUACUAUCCCCUCCAAUUCAUAGAUCGAAUUUCGUGGAAUGGACCUAUAUAUAUAUAUAUAUAUAUAGGUAUAUAUAUACAUAUGUAUAUAUAUAUAUAUAUAUACAUAAAAAAAUAAAUAUAUAUAUAUAUGGGAUAUUUUGUAAAAUAUUUCUUUCAAUAAUUGGUAUAAGGCCUCGAUCCGUGAACAGUUAGCGAACCACUACUGUACUUGUAGAAUGAAUGUGUAUGACAUAUUAAUUAUUUUAUGAACACGUUGAAUGCCAUGGGGGUUACUGAUAACUGACACUUAACUUGGCCGUGGCGCCGUGAGGUCACCAGUGUCCGGCGCACCAAGAUUAGUAAAAAUACAUAAUUUGACCAAAUGUCAAUAGUUAUAAACUUUUUAUUAUGACCAUCGUUACCACAGUGGUGUGACGAAAUUAGUGUAAUAUAAAACAUAGAAAAAUAAUUUUAUUUAUACAUGAAAUAUAGAUCUAUUAUGUGCGCCUGCCACUAGUGGCUGUCGAACAUGGGAAAAACCUGCUUUUUCCGUAUUUUAUCUCAAUGAACAAUAACCCUAAGGAACGUUUCGACUCGAAAGAUGUUUGUUGGCAAUUAAGAGCCUUGACAGUAAAGUAAUGCUAAAUCUUGUAACGGUUUUUUAGGAUUAUUGUGGGUCUGAAUAAAUAUGACCGGGGGAUAGAUUAUGGUUUAUGGUAGGUCCCUGAACGUAGCAACAUGGAACAAUUAUUUAGCAAUGCGAAGAAACAACAUGAGAUAAUUGAUAAGCGCAAAAAAUAAGUGAAUGGAGCGAAAUUACACUACAGCGCUGUGGGGAUCACCGGUGAUCUCAAAUAUAAAUUCAUUAAUAAUAAUUGUACACCGUAACAUAUCUGUUGUAGAUAAUAUGCAAUAUUAUAUGUAUCGCAUAAUAAAAAAUUCACCAGGGCCAAACUUUCUAAAACUGACAUGGCAUUCAACGUGUUAAAUUGUAUGCAAAUAGUUAUAAAAUUUCUGUAAAAAAUAGAAAAUUCUAGAAAAUAUGUUUUACGUAUACAUCACAUUUUCUAUUUUAUUACGUUAAUUUAUACUUCUUUGUUGUUGAAAACAAUGGUUUGCUGUUUAUCUUUGACAUAUUUUGGACAAAUUGAAUUUUAAGCGAAGAGAAUCACUGUCAAUCAUUGUAACCAUUUAUUGAAUCGUUCUUGGUAUGUCAAGAGUAAGAUUUAAUAAAUAUAAACUAAUUAAAUACUUAUUAUUACUUAGAUGGAAUAAAUGCAAAUUAGAAUAGUAUAUUACAUGCAGUCUUAACAUCAGAUUAACGCCUUAACCUACGACGUCGAGCUAGAUUCGUGGGUACGUCUUUCGAACUAUAUGCGACAAACAUUUAUUUUUCUUGGCUGCAUACCGAUGUGCAGAUAUAUUUUCUUGAAAAAUAUUAGAAAGAUACCCAUAAAAAUCUUGUUCAAUGAUCAAUUGGUAGUAAUUAUUUAUCAAACAUAUUGCAACAUAAAAUUAGUUGCACCUUACACAACUUCGAACGCUCAGCCAGACCGUGAAAUAGUUAGACAUCUGAUCGACCCUGCCGAUGGUUACAGCAUGCGCUGUUAGAACUUAAAUCGUAGGGCAAAGGAUUAAUGAUUACUGUCUAAUGCUGUAAGAGCUAUAUGUGUCUAUAUAGUAUAAGAUAUAAAUCUAUAAGAUUUAAAUAGAUAUUGUAUUUUUAAAUAGUUCUAAUUAACUGUGAGUAAAUGAAAUGAAAUUUGACCAAAUUUAUAAUCCUGAUGUUAAUUUGCAACGCAGUGAGGUUGUACUGUAGCGAAUUUCAAAGCUAUUCUACACCAAAUUCAGGCCAAAGAAGUACUGCCAUACCAAUUUCAAAGACAAUUUCGAUCACAUCAGGGUUAUCAAUCUAUGCAACUCGAUAGUUAAUUCUAACAAUUUAAUAAUUCUUAUAACACAAUAAAACUUUAUUUUAUAACGAAAA